CCGACAUUUAAAAUUUUUAUCAGAUUCCACCCCCUUGCUCGUGUUUAAAAGGAGAGGAUCUGAUAAAGAUCUUUUUCUUUUUUUUAUAUUUCCAUCUGAUAACCAAUACAACACACCAUGGCAACUCGUACUUGCUUGAAGUUAAAAAAUUUCAAAAACACUUCAGUCCUUAAUAACCGAACUAGCCUGUUUCCUGGCUCGCAAGCAUUCCUUCGUCAAGCAACCACAAGCUCAACUAUCCUUCAGACUCUAUCCUCUCCUUUUAAGUUUGCCGACAGAGAUUUGCUCCUCAGACAACAAGAUAUUCAUCAUGUCAGAUUCACUUCACCUGAAGGUAAAAGACUCUUUAGAGGCGCCAUGGUACAAGGUCAGGCUGAAAGCUUCUUCAAGUUAAUGGGUAACUUUUCUACGCAGUCUUCGCCUUCUCAUGGCGGAGUUAGUUCUCUUGCCAUGGUUCUCAAUGCCCUCGAAAUUGACCCAAAGAGAAUUUGGAAGGGUAACUGGCGCUGGUUUUCAAGCGAGCAACUACAAACAUGUUCAUCGGCGGAGUCUAUUCAAGAGCAUGGUAUACCCUUUGAUGAGUUCACAUGCUUGGCUCAACUCUAUUGCUCUGUCAAUUCAUACCGCGCUCAAAGCUACGCCACUUUCCUCUCGCAUCUCGAGUCUGUUACGUCAGACUCCACCAGCCAAAUGGUUGUCCAUUAUUCUCGAAGUGCGUUAGGCCAAGAGGAUCACUUGGCUCAUUUUAGUCCGAUUGGUGGUUACAAUAAAGAAGAAGAUCAAGUUCUCAUCAUGGAUGUGGCUCGUGGUAAAUAUCCAAGCGUAUGGGUCAAGACAAAGGUACUUUAUGACGCCAUGUCUCUUAGAAGCAUGGAAGAAUCUGGUCGUAGUCGUGGUUACUUUAUCCUAAGCGCCAGCCAACAACAUAAAUAUCAAGACAACUUGAAACUCAAGUGUAAAGACUGUACUCGUCAGUGCCAAUUUAAAUAACCUGUAUUAUUAUAUUCUAUACUCUUCAUUACUAUUAUUCAUUUGUAUUAUACACUCAUAUAUUGUUCAUAAUAAAACUCUCCCCCUUUUUUGAAUCUAAGC
This is a messenger RNA of Rhizopus microsporus ATCC 52813, 1092 nucleotides long. Its product is annotated as Phytochelatin-domain-containing protein. Lineage: Eukaryota; Fungi; Mucoromycota; Mucoromycetes; Mucorales; Rhizopodaceae. Bases 118 to 990 code for a protein of 290 amino acids. The record is from RefSeq and is a predicted model, not a curated record. Gene Ontology annotation, biological process: detoxification of copper ion; cellular detoxification of cadmium ion; response to metal ion. The transcript has 3 exons. Gene Ontology annotation, molecular function: metal ion binding; glutathione gamma-glutamylcysteinyltransferase activity.